AUGGUACUUAAUAUUAAAAGUUCUGCAAAAUUAUCAGAAAACCUAACAUCCGUCAUUCCAAAAAUAUUGUCAAAACCCGUACAACUACUCUACAGUGCUUUUGGCAGAGAAACUAAUGGAGUUAAGAAAAUGAAUUUUUCGUUAACUGAAACUUACAAACUGUUAUCAGAAGUGCUUACUAUGAAGUUUCCUGAAACCAAUAAUAAAGAAAUAUCGAGCAUACUAAGUCGUUGGUUUUCGGGUGCUAAAGAUAGAGAAGGCGGAAAAAAGAAAGGAGUUUAA
Molecule: messenger RNA, 282 nt
Organism: Macrosiphum euphorbiae (potato aphid)
Lineage: Eukaryota; Metazoa; Arthropoda; Insecta; Hemiptera; Aphididae
Source: the annotation of a GenBank genome assembly